UAAUUGAGACUUUUAUUCUUUUGUUAUGUUUAUUAAGUUUGCGUUUGCCAAGUGAAGGGUAGGCGGAUAACUCAGUGUUCGGCUGUUCGGUUCCCAGCAGUGUUUCGUAAACACCACAGUAAAGGUGUGGUUUCUCUGCCCCAAAAAGCUUCCGUCUAUUCAGCCCACAGCUAGAGUCUGCGCAACAGGAGACGGGGAGGGGAGCGGCGCAGUCUGUCCUCUGACCGGCCAGCAGCGAGGAGAAAACACUUUCCACAACACUUUCCAACAUGAGCCAGUACGGAGGGUCCACGUCCAGACUGGCCUCCAUGGGCCUGAGGAGCAACUCCAGACCCGAUCUGUCGAGUCCGAGCUUCAGAAACGAUGUCUUUGUCGGCGGCAACGGCUUUCCGGUGGAUUACCAGGGAGGCGAAGGAGGAUACCACUACACGUCCACCUUCUCCAGGUCCUCCAUGCCGGGGGGAGGGGGGCAGAGGAUCCAGAUGAGUACGGUGGGCGGCGGCGGCGGCGGCGGAGGACUCAGUGCCCAGGGUGCACAACAGAAGGCCAUGUUCCUGACAAGCCAGUGUCAGGAAUAUCUGCAGAGAGCCAAAAUGAUCCUGCAGAAUGGGGGUCCAGCCGUGGAGGUGGAGAAGCUGUUGAUCGCUGCGUCUGAAUCAAUGGAGUAUUUGAAGCUGGUUGGCCGGGAUCUUCAGCAGAUGCGUGUCCCGAACGAUGUCUUCAGGAGCGUCGACCAAUUCCAGCACAUGCAUUCUAUGAUGCAGCAGCAGUUGAUGGGAUCCAUGACCACCAGGCGGAACAGAGGGAGUGUCGGGUCCAUGGAUGGAGGGAGGCUCUUUAAUGACGCCAUUGCCUGGAUAGCCCAGCAGAAGCGGAUGAUCGAGACGGCUCCCUGGGGGGACGAUUCUGCUACCAUCGAGAACCAGAUCAUGAGCCACAGCAAAGUUCACAGUUCACUCCAGAGGAGUCCAGAGGUGGACCGGGCCAGAGAUGACCUGAACAUGCGUGGAGACAGAGCCAAUCUUCAUGUUUUGGACCAAGAAUGGGACAGUUUGCAGAAAAUGUCCCACAACCGCAUCGGACAGCUGCGAGAGCUGCAGGGCAUCAUCGAGGAGAUCUUCCGCGCCAUCAUGUGGGUGAACGAGAGGGAAGAGGAGGAGCUGGUGUUCGACUGGGGCGACAAAAACAUCGACCAGUACAUCCCCAAGAAGCAAGAGAGCUACUCGAGGCUGAUGAGAGACCUGGAGGAGAAGGAGAAGGAGCUGAACAAGCUGAAAGUGAAAGCAGAUGGACUCUUGAGCAACAACCACCCCGCUUCGGAUAAAAUUGAGGCCUACAUGGACACUCUGCAGACCCAGUGGAGCUGGCUACUCCAGAUCACCAAGUGCAUUCACGUCCACUUGAAGGAGAAUGCUGCCUACAGCCAGUUUUUCAAGGAGGCCAAUGACACCUACGCCAAGCUCCAGAGGGAGCACGAGAACAUUCGCAACAAGUUCACCUGCGACAAGAACACUCCUCUGGAGAGCCUCACGGAGCUGCUCAAGAACCUGGAGAAAGAGAAGGAGCGCAUCAUGGAGAACAAACGUCAAGUCCAAAGUUUGGUCAACAAGUCCAAGAGCAUCGUGAGGCUCAAACCUCGCAACCCUGAGGAGAGGAACACUGGCCAGGUGAUGGUCCAGGCCCUGUGUGACUUCAAGCAAGACCAGAAAGGGAUUUUGAAGGGCAACGAGGGCAUCCUGAAGGACAACUCGCAGCGCAGCAAGUGGCUGGUGACCGGUCCUGGAGGUCUGGACAUGCUGAUCCCCUCCGUGUGUCUGCUCAUCCCCCCACCCAACCCGCUCAGCAUCGGCCUCGCCACCAAGAAUGAGCAGUAUUAUGAAGCCAUCAUGGGCAUCUGGAACCAACUGUACAUCAACAUUAAGAGUCUCAUCUCGUGGCAGUACUGCCUGAAAGACAUCAACUACAUCAACUCCCUGACAGUCAGCAUGUUGUCCAAGAUGCGUCCAGACGAGUACCGCAGCCUCAUCAAACGACUGGAGACCCACUACCAAGAGUUCCUGCGCACCAGUCAGGGCUCAGAGCUGUUUGGCGAGGAGGACAAGAAGAACAUCCAGAGCCACUUUGACAAAGCCCAGAACCACUACGAUACACUGAUCAUUCAGCUGCCCUCAUACAGAGGUGAGGAGGUGGUCAAGGUGGAGCCCACAAAACCGGACACCAGUAAGUCUUCCAAGGUGACCAAGACCACGGUGACCAAGGUGUCGGUGCAGCCGCCGGCCCCUGCCGUCAGCCUCAGUCUGCUCAACAGCCUGCAGGAGAUCCGACGCAGACUGGAGCUGGCCGAGUCGGGCCUGACCAGCCACCUCCACGUCCACAUGGGGGAGAACGGCCUUCACGAGUGCGCCGUCCACAUCCAGAAGAUGCAGAACGUGCACCAAGAUUUGGACUCAAUUCACGACGAGUACAUCCGUCUGAGAGAGGUGAUCAUCAAGCAGCUGGAGGGGAUCCCUGCUGACUCGGAGCACGCCAAGUUCCUGCGCUCCGAGCUGGAAAUCAUCAACGCCAAACUCGGAGGCCUGCAGGGACUUUACUCCGCCUACAUCCAAAGACUGUCUGCCCUCCAAGCUCUGCUUCAGAGUCUCCUCCAGGCUGAGGACAUCAUCAAAGUCCAUGAGGCUCGGCUGACCGAGAAGGAGACCACCUCCCUGGACCCGCGGGAGUUGGACAACUAUCGUAGCACCCUCAAGCAAAUGAAGAGUGACUUGGAGCUGAAAAGAAACCUGCUGACUGCGAUGGAGUCGGACCUGUCUAAAGCCGUCCACUGGAACAGUCAGAUCACGGAUCCCUACCACAAGUGUGACGUGGAUUUGUCCAAGUUCUCCGAGCUGGUGUGUCAGAUGUCGGACCGCUGGCGCCGCAUUCAUGCCCAGAUAGACAACAGGAUUUGGGAGAUGGACAAGCAGGAGAAGCAGCUCAAGGAUUAUAACCAGAACCGGACCUUGGCUGAGGACUGGAUCAAGGACGCCAAGAAGCGCCAGGACAGUCUCCAGACGGUCAAGCUCAAUGACAUCCAGACGGUGACGGAACACCUCAACAAGCAAAAGGCGCUUCACAGUGAAAUUGCUGGCAAAAAGGAGAAAGUAGAUCAUGUCCAGAAAGACGCGGACACCUUUGCUGCCUCCAUCAAGGACUACGAGAUGGAGCUGGCUUCCUACAGCUCCGGCCUGGAGACUCUGCUCAACAUUCCCAUCAAGAGAACGAUGCUACAGUCGCCAGCUACUGUCGUCAGACAAGAGGCAGCUGAGGUUCAGUCCAACUACAUUGAGCUGCUCACCCGCUCAGGCGACUACUACAAGUUCCUUGGUGAGCUGCUGAAGAACAUGGAGGAGCUGAAGAUCCGCAACACCAGGAUUGAAAUGCUUGAGGAAGAACUAAGGCUCCUCAGAGAGAACCUUCAGGAUCAAGGCCUGAAAUACAAGACCCUGGAAGAUCUGUUGGCCAAGUACAAGCUGGAUCUCAAUCUGUCCAAAGAGCAGCUCAUCUCAAUGGAAGAAGUGAAAAGAACCUCGGCUUUCCAAGUCAAUGCUGCCCGGGAGAGUCUGGACAGCACACAAACUCAGAUCCAGGAACUCCAAGAGCAGCUGACCCGCCUCAAGUACCAGCUGGAAGAAGAGAAGAGGAAGAAGCGGCUGGCCGAAGAGCGCUACGCCAGCCAGCAGGAAGAGUACGAGGGAGUCAUCCGGCGCAGACAGAAAGAGCUGGAGGAGCUCAACUGGGCCAAGAUUGAUUUAGAGAAGUCAGUGAAGGACAAGGAACGUGAACUGGAGAGGCUGAAGAUACUGUUAGAAGAGGAAACAGGACGUCGAAGAAUUGCUGAAUCUGAUAUCUCAAAGGUAAGAACACAGUGCAACCAGGAGAUAAGUCAGCUUAAGCAGACGUAUGAGUCAGAAAUCCACGUCACCAAGACCACCAUCCUGAAAGCCUCUCAGAAGAAAGAAGAGGACACCGCAGAUCUGCGACUGCAAUUGGACAGGCUCGCUGCGGAGAAGAGAGAUGUGGAAGAGGAGCUGAGGAGACUCAGGCAGUCCGUGUCUUACGCUGAGGAGCAGAAAAACAGAGCCGAGCUGGAAGCCAACCAGCAGAGGGCGUCUGUGGCGCAGGAGACUCGGAUUCGGAGUGAGCUGGAGGUUCAGAUCAGAACCCUCAAGCAGCAGAGAGGAGACGAUGAGCAGAAUCUAAAGGAGGCAGUGAAGGGUAAUCAGGAGAAGAGCAGGCAAAUCAGCGUCUUGACCUUCAACCUGGAGGAGGAAGGCAAGAAGAGGAGAGCGUUAGAGCUGGAGCUCAAUCAGCUGAGGCAGACAGAAGCUGAGCUGAGGUCCAAGAACGCGUCCCAAGUCGAUACGAUUAACAGGCUGAAAGUGUCGGAGGAAGAGAUCCACAUCACCAAAGUGGAACUUCAGAAGCAGGCGAGUGAAAAAGCCAAAGCCGAGCAGAGCUCUGUCAGGCUUCAGACCCGCAUCAAAGACCUUCAAAACUCUUUGGAUGUAAUGGAAGCUGAGUUGGAGAAACAGAAAAGGGCAAACCAGGAAGAGUUCACUCGAAGAAAGAGGCUGGAGUCGGAGUUGGAGAGGGUGACGCAGACCUGCAGGGAGCACACGACUACCAUCAGCAGCCUGAAGUCCAUCCAGCUGGAAGCCUCCAACACUGGGAGGAAAUACGAGCAGGAUCUCAGGUCCCUUCAGGACGCCCUGGACAGGAGCCAGAAGGACCACAGAAUAACAAAAGAAGAACUCGCAGCUAUCACCGCCGAGCUCAGGGCUCUGAAACAGAAGCUCCAGCAAGAGCAGGCUAAAGUCCACGAGCUCAACCAGCGAAACGAAGGCCUUUACCGGACCAUCGAGGAGAAGAGCCGCCAGCUGAACGAGACCACCGCCGAGAUCGGUACGUUGAAGACGAUGACGCAGAACCUGACGAAGGAGAGGCUGAGGCUGGAGGAGGAGCUGAGGGCGGUCAGACAGGAACGGGAGGAGCUGAGGAUGAGCAAAGACGCCAUCGACGGAGAGAGCGCCACUCAGAUCGCGGCCCUGCACGUCCAGCUGCAGACUAGCACCAAGAAGACGGCGGAGCUCCAGGCGCUCAUCAAUGGCCUGACCACGGAGAGAGAAAAGUUAGAACUGGAAAUAGAGAAAUUCCGAAAGCAAUCUCUUGAGACGUCCAUGAUGGUGCAUGAGUCUCAAAGCCAGUACACUGAGCUCCAGAUGGAGAGGGACAGCCUGCUGUCCAAGCUCAAAAUGCUGGAGCAGGACAAGCUCCGCUACCAGCGCCUGGAAGAAGAGCUGAACCGUAUCAAGAUCACGCUGGAGACCGAGCUGCGCAACAAGCAGCGCAUUCAGGACGAGCUCAAUUCUACCCUUAAAGAUUCCAAAUACAUGAAGAGUCAGUUUGAGCUAAAAGAAAGCCAGAUCCGCCAGUUUGAGUCAGAUCGGGAUAAGGCCGACCGGGAACGCCUCUCUCUGAAGAAUGAGAUCGAAAGGCUCAUGAGAGAGCUCCGUACUAUUGAGGAGAAGUUCAAGAGCAGGCUGUUGCUUUCAGAGAAGGAAGCGGCCGAGCUGGCUCUUGUACGAGACGCCUUGCAGAAAGAGAUACAGAGGCUGAAGCAGAGGCCCAGCACUCUUGCCAGACAGACCCAGACCGAUGAGAAAUUCCCAACCAUCGAUCCGUCCAAGCUUGUUUUCAAUGGUGUCCGCCGCAAGGUCACAGCGCACCAGCUCUGCGACUGCGGCAUUAUCACCAAGGCCACCCUGGAGCAGCUCCUGAAGGGACAAAGAACGGUUGAUGACGUUGCCGUAGACAUCCAGGUUCCCCUCAAAGGCACCGGUGUGAUUUCUGGAAUUACAUCAGGUUCACAAGGAAAAAUGCCCUUCACUGAAGCUAAAAACAAAAACUUCCUUAGUCCCGAGAGCUGCAUCAUGCUCCUGGAAGCUCAGGCAGCAACUGGCUACAUUGUGGACCCCACGUUCAAUGAAAAGAUGUCGGUGGACACAGCCUGUUCCAGGGGGAUUGUCGACACAGACGACAGAGAUGUUUUGCUGAAAGCAGAGGCUGCCAGUGUUGGCUUCAAAGAUCCAUUCAGUGGCAAAGUCUUGUCUGUAGGUCAGGCUUGCAAACAGGGUAGAGUGGACAAAGACAUGGCGGUACGCCUGCUGCAGGCGCAAGAGUCCGUGGGAGGCAUCAUCGACCCGGUGCUGGGUGUGUUCCUCCCUAAGGAUCUGGCCUUAGAUCGCAACCUCAUUGACGAGGAUCUGUACAGGGCUUUGAAUAAAAAACCCACCUGCUACCUGGAUCCAGCGACAGGAGACAAAAUCAGCUACAGCGACCUUCGCAAGAAAUGCACGAUAGAACCUGUGAAUGGGUUGCUCCUGCUGCGCGGUCCAGAGAAGCCAAUGACGGUGAAGGGUCUGAGAGGGGAAGUCAGUUUGACUGAACUCGUCAAUGCCGAGCUUCUCGACGAAACCGACCUGGCCAAACUCAACAGAGGCGAAAUAUCCAGCAAGGAUAUCGAGGACAGGCUCAAGUCAUACCUUUAUGGCUCGACCUGUAUCGCUGGGCUCUAUGUCGAAGCGGAAGACAGAAUCAUGCCCUUUUACCAGGCGAUGAAGGAAGGUCUACUCAUGAGAGGAACCACCUUGGAGCUCCUCGAGGCCCAAGCAGCGUCUGGUUUCAUUGUUGAUCCGGUGAACAAUAUUUUCCUGACAGUUGAGGAGGCUGCCAAAAGAUCUCUUAUCGGUAAGGAGUUUAAGAACAAGCUGUUGUCAGCAGAAAAGGCAGUGACUGGCUACAGAGACCCAUCGACGGGCAAGACCAUCUCCCUCUUCCAGGCCAUCGAGAAGGAUCUGAUUGAGAAGGGUCAUGGAAUCCGCCUGCUUGAAGCUCAAAUCGCCAGCGGAGGAAUCAUCGAUCCCAAAGAGAGUCAUCGUAUCGAUGUUGACGUCGCAUACAAAAGGGGAUAUUUCGACGAGGAAAUGAAUGAGAUUUUGACUUAUGAGGGAGAUGACACCAAAGGGUUCUUUGACCCCAACACCAAAGAGAACCUCACGUACCUUCAGCUGAAGGAGCGUUGCAUUACAGAUCCAAAGACAGGCCUAGUUCUUCUGCCCUUCGGAGACAAAAAUAAGGCCCAAACAUCAGAGGAAAGCCGAACCAAUGUCCUCCGCAAAAGGAGGGUGGUGAUUGUUGAUCCUGACACGGGUUUGGAGAUGUCUGUGAGGGAGGCCUAUCACAAGCAGCUGAUUGACUACGACACCUUCUUAGACUUGUCAGAACAGGAGUGUGAGUGGGAGGAAAUCACAAUCACAGGAUCAGAUGGAGCUGCACGUGUCGUGAUCGUGGAUAGGAAGACCGGCACCAAGUAUGACAUCCAAGACUGCCUUGAGCGUGCCAUCAUUGACCAAGGGACCAUGGAUAACUAUCGCUCUGGAAAAAUGUCCUUGACGCAGUUUGCCGAUUUGAUAUCCAGCAGGAGCAGUAGCAGCGAGAUGACUAUUUCCACCAGCAGUGUUGAAGACAUGGUCACCUGCAGCAGCCCCACCCAAGCUGCGCCGUCCUCCCCAACUGUCCGCAGGCGGUUCAACAGUAUUUCCAUCACUGUCUCCCCCCCUGAGAUGUUCGACGACCACAGUCCCGUAGGAGCCAUAUUCGAUACCGAGACCAUGGAGAAGAUAACUAUAGCAGAGGGGCUCAAAAGAGGGAUUGUUGAUACCAUAACAGCACAGAGGUUGUUGGAGGCGCAAGUGUGCACCGGGGGUAUAAUAAACCCCGCCACAGGUGAGAGGCUGUCACUGCAGGAUGCUGUCCAUCAAUGCGUCAUCGAUGAAAGCUUCGCUUCAAAGUUGAAACCCGCCCAGAAAGCCUUUAACGGCUUUGAGGAUGUGAAGACCAAAAGAAAGAUGUCUGCAGCUCAGGCUGUGAAGGAGUCAUGGCUGCCUUAUGAAGCCGGUCAGAGGUUCCUGGAGUUCCAGUACUUGACCGGCGGCCUGAUCGAGCCCGAGAGCGGACAUCGGAUUUCCAUCGAAGAGGCUAUUCGCAAGGGUUGGCUCGACGGCCAGGCGGCACAGAAGCUUCAGGAUGUGAAGACCCACCAGAAGAACUUGACCUGCCCCAAAACCAAGCUGAAAAUCUCAUACAAGGACGCGAUGGAUAGCUGCAUGGUGGAAGAAAGCAACGGAAUGAAGUUGCUGCAGGCCUCCUCUAUAUCCAGCAAAGGCAUCAGCAGCCCUUACAACGUCUCCAACCCUGGAUCCAGGCCUGGUUCCCGCCCGAGCUCCAGAAACGGAUCUCGAAGACAAAGCGUUGAUUAUUCUUCAAAUUACACCUUCAGCUUCUCUUCCAGCAGCACCACCCACAGCUCUAGCACCCACUGACAAGCCGCGCUGUCCGCCAUAUUUACUCCCUAGCUUUGCUAAAAUAGCUCACAGGUAGACAUACUGUAUGUUUCGACGCCGACAGAUUGUAAUGGAUUUGCAUUUUUUGGGGGGGGGAUUUGGUGAUUUCAUCUUUUUAAGGAUCAAAGUUGGAAAGUUGAAUGAAUAGUUUUGUCUUGAUAUUAAUAUAUGGCUUCAUUGACACAUUGUGUAGCGGUGCUGCGUCACACGCCUAAACAAUUUGUUGUUGGUUUUUUUUAUGACACUUGUAGCUUGCUGUAUUGUGUCUGUUAUAGAAACAUUUUAUUAUUGAGUUCAAGUGUUUUUGCCUGAUUUUCGAAACUGCUGAUCACUUAACAUGGCUUGCUUUACGAUUGAAGAAAUAAAGACGUUA
Molecule: messenger RNA, 8814 nt
Organism: Synchiropus splendidus (mandarinfish)
Lineage: Eukaryota; Metazoa; Chordata; Actinopteri; Syngnathiformes; Callionymidae
Product: desmoplakin-A-like
Exons: 24
Coding region: 270-8420 (2716 amino acids)
Biological process (GO): intermediate filament cytoskeleton organization; skin development; cell-cell adhesion
Cellular component (GO): cytoskeleton; intermediate filament; cytoplasm
Molecular function (GO): structural molecule activity
Source: RefSeq, a predicted model, not a curated record